Megalobrama amblycephala (Wuchang bream) is the source of this 4070-nucleotide messenger RNA. Its product is annotated as gastrula zinc finger protein XlCGF8.2DB-like. The transcript has 3 exons. Bases 787 to 1833 code for a protein of 348 amino acids. Lineage: Eukaryota; Metazoa; Chordata; Actinopteri; Cypriniformes; Xenocyprididae. The record is from RefSeq and is a predicted model, not a curated record.
GUUUUUAGCCUUUCAGUGUUUAAUGUGUUUAAAGCGUUAUAAGACGGUAGUGCUCCCGACGACGGUAUUAAUAUUGAAAGCAUUUUGCGUUAGUAAUGUAAAACAAAUGUGGAUUAUUGCUGAAUGCAAUUAUAAUGGCGUGAGGCCUGUUCAAAUCAACUAGAAGUAAAAUCGAACAAAAUUGGAAUGUUUAAUAUAGUUAUAUUUUAUCUACAUUUUAUUACAGAAGAUGCAUUUAUUAUCUCGUGCAUUAUACUAUAAAGUCAUUGUACUCUAUUCCUGUGUCACUAUCACUGCAUAAAGCUAGUGAAAUCUUAGGUGUUAUGUGUUUUAUUUAAUUUUUUUAAGAGUGUCGUGUUUUUGGGUGGUUUUAUUCUGCUAGUGAAUGAUUGAAGUGGAUUUUGCUGGAUACGAUUGAAACACAUGUACAGGUAAUAUUGUAUCGCAAAAUAAAAUAAUGUUAGAAAUAGUGCAUUUUAUUUUACUUAAAGAGGUUGAAGCCUUAUUUUAGAACCAUUGAGAGUUUUAGCAUUGUGACAUUAUUUUCACCCGUUCAACUCAGUCUUUAUCCUUUUAAUUUUCACAGGGUUCCUACGCAGUUUGGAAAAGUAUGGAAUUUGAUUUGAAUAAUUUCCAGAUCUGGACCUCCAUACCACAUCAAAGUGAAGCUGCUACCAGAGAUGGCAAUAUUUCAGUCAUUCUACGAGUGAAGAGGCCACAUGGAUUCAAACAAGCAGGAGUAAUUCUGGCGUAACAACUAAUCCUGCUUAACACACUAUUGAAAAGAUGGAAUUUGUCAGAGUGGUGAUUGGGGACGUGAGUGAUCCAGAACCAUUCAAAAUUUUAAAGGAUGACUGCGAGGAACAAAAAGACCUGUUGGAGGUGAAAGAGGAAAGUCAAGAGUUGAAUGAAGUUAAGGAGAAAUGUCAGUUUGAGGAACCUCAUGCAUUCAUAACUAGUGAAAAUCUUUGCUCACAGACUGAAAAUAAAUGUACACAGAAAACCGCUCUCAUCUGCCCUCAUUGUGGAAAGUGUUUUAAACAAAGAGGACACCUUGAUGAUCACAUAAGGACUCACACCGGAGAGAAGCCUUACACAUGCCUUCAGUGUGGAAAGAGUUUCACACAUAAAGGAAACCUUAAGGAUCACAUGAGAAUUCACUCUGGAGAGAGGCGAUUCGCAUGUCAGCAGUGCGGAAAAAGAUUCACACAUAAAGCAAACCUUACAGAUCAUAUAAGGAUUCACACUGGAGAGAAGCCUUUCACAUGCACACAGUGCGGAAGGAGUUUCACACAUGCAACAAGUCUCAAAACUCACCUGCUCACUCACUCUGGAGAAAGGCCAUUUAACUGUGAACAGUGUGGUCAAAAAUUCAUUUUAGCGGCACACUUAAAAAGACACCUUAAAAUCCACACAAAUGAGAGGCCCUAUGUGUGUUCUUUUUGUGGGAAGAGUUUUUUAUGGCUCUGCUAUUUUAAAGACCACCAGAAAAAACACACCGGUGUGAAAGCUCAUGUGUGCUCUGAGUGUGGCAGUGCUUUUACUAGAGCCAGUGAAUUGAAAAUGCACCAAAGAAUCCAUACUGGAGAAAAACCGUACAAGUGCUCAUAUUGUGGAAAGAGUUUCGCUGAAUCUGGAAACCUGAAAAAACAUGAGCGAGUGCACACUGGAGAGAAGCCGUACCAGUGCCCUUCAUGUGGGAGGGGUUUCAGCCAAUUCAGCCAUCUACUGAGACAUUUAAAACAGCAAAACUGCCCAAAGUUGUCACAGUUCAUCUUCAGGCCCCAAGAUGAGCAAAGUUCAUCCCCAGGUGCAACACUUUCAAGUACAUAGUAAUUCUGUUGAAUCAAAGACUCCCAAAAUAGCAGUUUUAUCUACAAGGAUGGACUGAUGUUUCUAGUCAUCUGGGAUGACUUGAAAUUGAAGCAUUGAAGGUCAAUAUAUUACUGUAUCUGUUACUGUAUUAUUAAGCUUUACAUAACCUGGAUUUCAUAAUAUAUAUCCAUAGAAGCUGACAUGGCAUUAAAAACAUCAUCAAAGUGGGUAACUUUUUAAAAUACAUUACUUGGAAUGAUGAAACUUAGUACAGAGUAGUAGGUUGCUGUGAAGUACCAUGUUCUUAGAGGUGUUUUUCUUAUGUUGAAGUAGAAAAAAAAAUAUAUAUUGAUGUGGGAUGGUUCACUCAGAAAUGAAAUUUGUCAUCAUCAUCUCUCUUGCAUGUUGCUCCAAACCUCUAUGAUUUCUUUCUGCUGAACACAAAAGGAGAUAUUUAAAGGGAUAGUUCACCCAAAAAUGAUUCCAUGAUUUACUCACCCUCAAGCCAUCCUAGGUGUAUAUGAAUAUCUCAUUUCAGACGAACGCAAUCAGAGAUAUAUUUAAAAAAAUAUCCCUAGUCCUCCAAGGUUUAUAAUGGUUGUGAGUGGUACCCCAAAUCCUGAAGACAAAAAAAAUAAAAUAAAAUCCAUCCAUAAAAAAAUUAUUCCAUACGACUCCAGGGGGUUAAUAAAGGCUUUCUGAAGUGAAUCGAUGCAUUUGUGUAAGACAAGUGUCCUUAUUUAAAACUUUAUAAAGUAAAAUAACGAGCUUCUGGCGCGACAGCCAUACGCAUUCGACGUACGUCCAAAAAGCGUUAACUUCUAUGACGUAGUACACAAUGCCAUGAUGUUCUACACAAUGACAUGACAAACAGCCAUAGACUGUAAAAAUAAAUAUGGGCGUAGUGUCUAUAACGCCACCCAUAGAUUUCUGAAGAGCAUUUUUUAAGCCAAAAAGUGGUCGUUGCCAUCGUUACCAAAUAUUGAUAUAUUGUCCAUUGUUCGCAUCACAUUUCUUCUGAAUGAUCUGCUCUCCAUCAUCAAUCUUCAAGAAAUUAUGCAAUCUGAACAGUGUUUAUGUUGUAAAACUGUAUACGAUUGUAUAUAUUAGACUCUCACUAACAAAUGAGCCUGCAUCCAAAGUAUAAUUUUUCAAAACAGUGCAGCAGUUUUAGUUCUAAUAUCCAAGCAGUUCUGUCAAAUUUUGUGGUGUCUUGAGAGGCAUAUUCUCCAAUCAUUAUAAUAGUAAAUCUCACGAACAAAACUUUUAGCCAAUGCUAAGACGAUCCAACAACAUGUUCUGUUUAUCUUCCGCAUGUGUGCACAUGUACACAGACAUACAUCUGUCUCUUAUUCGAUAAUUGUAUGAAAAAAGCACAAACACGGUAGAGAUACCAAAUUCAGCGGCUGAGGUAACAUGACGGCUCACAGACAGCAGCGGAAAUCCACCUGGCAUUCAAGUGGCCACGCCCUUAAUUAUGCAUAAUUUUUAGGCUUAAUAUAAUUUAAAGGGAUGAGUUAUAAAAAAAUUCACCCCCCUCAGAGUUGUCAUAUAGACCAAACCCACAAUUUGUACCAGGCUGUAAACAUGUUGGGUUUUUUUCUGCUGUAAAGUUGGGCAUUUUAACAUGGGGCUCAAUGAGAUUCUGCUCUCUUUUGGAGCCUUUCCCUAGCAGCCAAUCAUUGAAAUGCAAUUUAAGUCAUUUCCGUAUUGGCUUCAAGAGAAACUGAGGGAGGUUGGCGCUUGCGAACAACAUGCAGUUUGAAAAUGAAAUCCUUCAAUUUCGUUUUUUGGUGAACUAUCCCUUUAAGCCUUAUAUCCAAGCUCUUUGUUUAUACCCUGCUUUUUUCCACACAAACGUGCAAUUCUGACUGUCAAGCGCCAAGUACAAUAAAUGCAGACUCUUUCUAAAAUCCCUUUGUUUUCCAUAGAAGAAGAAAAAAAUUGAAGUUUUGAGCAACAUUGGACACUAGAUUGUGACAAAUUCUCAUUUCAGCGUUAACUGUGCCUUUCUGUCAAUUAUAGUGGAGAACUAAAGAUAAUUAACUGCAGUGAGAUCAGUAAGGUUUUAGUGAUUAACCAAGAUUAACCAGUCAACUGGUAGAACAUGACACUAUCAGUGCCAAAAUCAGUUUGAUUUUCAAGUAACACAAUUGUUGAUAGAAUGUAUACAUUGAAUGCAUUGAAUGCAAACUGAAUAAAUGUUUAAUGCUUGUUCACCUUUAGAAAGUCUUGUGGAUAAAGUACAUUUUCUA